AAUUAAAAAUAAACAUAAGCUCUAUAUUAAGCAGACAAUCUAUUUCCAAUUUUUAGGGGAUAUCAAUUGAAUUUAUUGAAAUACUACAAUUUGAGUGCUAUGGCAAUGUUAUCAUUUAUCAACAUUAAACAUUAAAGGUAAACAUUAGCAUAUUCUAGGUUAUGGAGCAAGAAAAAUUAAAACUCUUAAAUUUGUUUCAUUUUAUGCAAAAUGCAAUGACAUGUUCAUUAACUUACAGAUGCACCGACUGCCGCUGAGUAUUGUAUCUACCGCCAGUCCGCCACACUAGUCUUCUUGUCAUCUUGUGGGUCACAGCCACGAGCAGCUCAAGACUGGACAUCCACCACCACCAGACUUGUGCACCGCAGCACCAGAGCAGAACACACACAUGUCAACCCUGCCACCUCUGCAGCAUUUGAGGUUAUAUAGAGUUGAGCGGAAUCAAGUGUCUCCAGUCCUGCAACUUCACUCAGAACUUGAAGAUUCAGCAUUGCCUGGCCAAGCCUUCAUCAAGAGAGUUUAAGAAUACAAAAAUAAUAUUAAAUUGUAAAUCUUUCCAGCUUACUUUGUUAAAACAAGUUGUGAUUCAACAAAGUUGGUAUAGAAAGGAAAUUAGAAGUAAGCAUCGUUUAGGUGACUUUUAUGUGAUAUUCGUUCAUUUUUCAGAAGGCAUUGAGAGUGAUGCAUGUUUCUAGUUUAAAAUAUUAGAAGGGAUAUUAUGUGAAAGAAUACGGGACAAGUUAUUUCUUAAUUAAUUUUUUACAUUUGUUUUGAAAUGGUCAUGAGACUUGGUCAUGCCAGACUUUGUAUAGAUUAAUCUUGAUUUACAUUUUUCGUCCUAUAUCAUCUAUGAGUGUGAUGUCUUGAAUCAGUGAUUCAGUUCUUAUGACAUUUUUUAUAUUGUGCUGAAAUUAUCUUGUUUUGUUUAUCAGCAGAAAUGGAUGAUAUAUUUGCUUUAGAUGAUACACUCUUUGUUUCAACGCAAAAGGAAAAAUCCACUGACCAUUUUUUUGAAGCUCAGUAUCAAAAUUCUCUAUUUUUCUUGGACAUAGACCCUGAUGACCCUCCUCCUCACAUUGACAAAACAGCACUCCUCAAACAUAAAGCUGAUUACUAUUAUUUAAAACAAAAUUAUUCUAAAGCUACUGACUAUUAUGAGCAAAUGCUCUCUUUGGUACCUGAUAGCAGCGUAGUAACUAGACGAGAGUGUCAGGACAAUCUGGCACGUUGUUAUAGCAAGCAAAAUUUGCACUGUAAGGCCUUGCAAUUCAGCCACGCUCUACACCAAACGUCUAAAACUGUUGAGCACUUGACUGUGAGCCUUACUAGCCUACUUGAUUCUCAUAUUGCUUGUGGGUUACUCCCUCAGGCUCUGAUGUCAUGCAUGAAACUUCUUGCCAUUCAUAAGCUCAACUCUCAUCUUUGGUUGAGGUUAGCUUACCUGAUGUCUUGUUUGUCCAAAAUUAAUCUUCCCGCCGUUUCUUCAAUGCAAAAAGUCUACCCCAGACCGUUACCACACGAGUGUUCAUGUGACAACGACUGUUGCAUGAACUGUGUCCCUGAAUCUUUCUUACACGAGAUGCAAGGUUAUAAAGGUAAAAUACUUACUUUGUUUUCAUUGAUGAUGAGUUUAAACAUCAUGAAGGGAGUGAUAGGUACGUCUGUAGGUUUUGCUGCCACUGCUGUUGAGCAAAGCAUUGAAACGCUUACUACUGAAAUUUCUUCUUUAGAACUGAUGCUAAACGUAUCCACGUCUCUCAAUGUCAGGCUAGACCGCUUAGUUACCAAAAAUGUGUUUGGUUACGAUAAACUCUACUCUGAAGAACAAUGUUCUGAUCAAGGAAGCUCCAAGUUCAGAGGAGAAAUUGUUGAUAUUAAUUUUGAUUCUGUGAAUGCAUAUUUAUUUGAAGAUUUCUUCAAUGAGUUGUUAUCUGAGAUUCUCAUGGAAAUACAGUGAAUAUUAAGCAUCAUAUUUGCUCUCAUUAUAUUUUAUAUUUGGAGUGAUUUCGACCUGGAAGAACUACCUAGAUAACGGCGCGUCUGCAUCAAUUUGUCUAACGUUAAACUAACUUGUUUGAAUCAUCAUUCUUAAUCAAGUUAUUUGAAUUUAAUAUACCGACAGAUACUAAUAAUCCCAUCUGCUAUUUUUAUUGAGGAUACUAACUGAAACUUCAACAUGAAAGUUCAACAAGAGUGUUCUUUCCCGCCAGCAUAUACUGUACUGUUAUUAGGAUAAUGCUAGCAACUUAUUUAUUUUUACAGUCUACGCAGAGCCUAGUGAAUGGCUACCUUAUUUAGUUUAAGCGAUAAUCCUUAAUGUUAACAGUUUCUUCGAAACUUCCAUAACUUAAAUCUGAUAAUAAACGACAUGCUUGGA
This is a messenger RNA of Hyalella azteca, 2377 nucleotides long. RefSeq lists its product as uncharacterized. Bases 938 to 1957 code for a protein of 339 amino acids. The transcript is spliced from 2 exons. NCBI's taxonomy places the organism in Eukaryota, Metazoa, Arthropoda, Malacostraca, Amphipoda, Hyalellidae. The record is from RefSeq and is a predicted model, not a curated record. Gene Ontology annotation, molecular function: protein binding.